AUGGCAUCAUCUCCUUCUGGGCUCAUCAACCAGGUAGACCUUGAUACUACUAAAAUGUGGAAAAACGACUCUAUCGAGGAGCGUAUCUUCUCAGCAGCUUUGAUAUGCCUGGAAGGCCACUACAACCAGUCCCCUUCAAUGGGCCCCCAAUCUAUGGCAAAGGUUACCAGUAUCAUUUCUAAAACCUUGGAGAAAACCCACACAUUUAAGGACGUUAGGGAGGUCCUUUCGAGAAAUGUGCGGGUUUGGAUAUGGCUACGUCGGGCCGUGUCUGCCGCAAUAUGUGACCUCAAUGAGAAGUCUCUUGGUGUACGAUCGGAACCUUUUGUUCAAACCAAGUUCCUCGACAUCACUACUCCAGAAGUCACUGCUCUGAUUAUCAAGAAUUACGUGCCUCUGAAGGAAGCAUUGCAGAUGCUUAACAAGCUGAUGCAUAUUGCUCGAAAUUUGCUUGUCACUACCGACCCAGAGGUCCCUCAGGAUUUGUCUGCAGCUAUCCAUUUCGACCAUGAAGUAUAUGAAUCCAUAUGUCUCUGUGUCAACGUCACCAGCAAAGGAAUUGAUGGCGAAAUGCCCGAGGACGAAGCGUCGAGAGCAAAGCUGAACGAGAUUACCGAAUUAUGCAAAAAGGUCCUUGUGACAUCACUACAGCAAGCUCACAACUGGAUUGCCAAGAAUGACCGCAAUAAGAUGUUAUUCUGGUACAAAGUACUGAUUGAAUCCCCUGACGCGGAGAGCAACCCAGGUCCAGAGGAUCGACACGAGUCGGUGCUAGACUACCCAGCCCCCAGAAGUAUUUAUCUGCGAGACGAAAUAUCCAAUUGGCUCAAAAGAUCUUCGCGAAUGUGUGAUGCGGCGAUUAGCAUUUGCAAAGAAUAUUUUGACGCUGAGAGCACUGACAAUAAGGAUCAAUGGCUACCCCAUGACGAGAAUCUUCUUGCCUGGAAUUACACUCCGCCUGAAACCUGGGCCUGGCAACCAGAUACGUAUGACGAUGCUGCCGAGCUAGUGUCAACGUGGAAUCCCGAAGAAAACGACAAAUUUGAGCAGGAUCGGGCAUAUGGCCGUGUAUCGCACGAACUUGACAAGUGGUGGUAUGGCGCGCGCGUCCCUAACUCCAACGACUGGAGCCUAACAAUGUACUCGACUGUUGACUCUGUUCCCCAGCGCAUUAAAGAAUGUGAAUCUAGCCUGAUGCAACGCUAUGCAGCUGCUGAGUCUCAGGAGGAACCUAGUGAUUCUAUUGAGCAUCAUGCAGAGGAGGAACAUAGUACUGAGUGGCAAGGCCAGACGUCCCAAUCGGGUCAGGCCUUCGCCCCCGAGUACGACGAAUAUGAGGAAGAAGCUGACGACGACGAUUCAUACGGCGAAGGGCCGAUGACUGGUCUUCUAACUGAGGUACCAAAUAUACUUGACCCUAAACAGAUAGAGGCGCUUCAUAUGAUUGUCAAGUCGUGCAUAUUAGACUCGGCGGGUUCUGGGUUGACCCCAUACGGUGAGAACCUGCAGCAAACACGUUGCCGUAUCUUUCUUGCCACCGACUGCGGCAGGAACCUCCUGAGAGAGAUGCUUGUCUUCAUCGCUGUAUGGGAAAAGGACGAACAGUCGUUAAUUUUUCAGAUUAGCAGCCAGAUAGUACAGGCGAUCCACGAAAACUCGCUCAUCCCUUACGCAUGGAUGGCGCUUCGAAGCCCUAAGGACAUCAUCUCGCCAGCGCAGACAGUUCUGCUUAGACUCAUUACCCAUCUAUUCCGCACAGCUCUGUUUCCUCCUAAGGACUACGAUCCUUUUCCUGAUACAAAAGUGGAAGAUGUGGAAAAGAUCCUUGCAAACGAAGACGUUCGUCUUGGGAAAAUGCUGAACUACCUAUACGGCCUGUUCCGCAGUCGUAUCGUCCCGGAGUGUGUCGCUUUGAUGCAGAUCCAGGGCGAGGUUCGCAAGGGACGACUGGACCCUGCAGACUUCCCAGUUGACAACUGGGAUCUGGAAAGGGCCAAAGACGGCCUUGUGCAAUACCUUGACUUUCUCUACACGGUUGCAGAUAUCUACCCUCUCCGUCAACAUCUUAUCGACUACGAGGCUGUCUAUGAACUCCUUAAGCUGCUUGAGGGUCUUGAUAUUGGGGUAGAGAAAGCACCAUUUCCAGGAACCCGACGAAAUGAGCCUACUACUACACCCUCUACUACCACAUCAACGCCCCAGGCAUCAUCGUCUAAUAAUCCGCCUCCGCCUCCGCCGCCUCCGCCGCCGAUAUCCGAUCCGCCUCACGAGUUCCCCUGGUCUGGUAUCAAAGGCCAAGUUCUCUCUAUACUUGCGGCUCUCUUACAGCCACCACCUGGUCAAUCCUCGCCUGGAAAUCCGACGGUACAGCUUCAAAUUUUACAACACAAUGGAAUUGUUGCCCUACUUAACUGUUGUUUGUAUGACGAUAACAAUCGCUUUUGUCGUGAGCGUACGCAGCUCUGCCUUAAGUGGCUUAUGGACGGCUGCCCGGAUGCCUCGGCGUUUCUGCAGAACCUUGUUAAUGCUAAUCAAGGACAGGCGGUGGCACGUCCGCCGGCAGGCAGCAACUUAACACAAAGUGUUAGGAUAGAUGGUGUUCCCGGCGAGGUUAGGGUCCAGGUGCGCAGUUCGAGCGCACCCGCGGGAGAAGUUGGCGAGGUAGUAGGGGAUGGCGCAAAUUUAAGGACUAGGUUAGAGGAAAAUAAGAGUCGCAGCGAGGAGCUUGUUAACGACCUCUUGGCGUUAACCGUUGUCGACGAGACUGGUAAGAUGACUAUUGCACCUGAUGGGGAUGAGACAGAGGAUGACGAUUUCAUGUGA
Daldinia caldariorum is the source of this 2823-nucleotide messenger RNA. RefSeq lists its product as uncharacterized. NCBI's taxonomy places the organism in Eukaryota, Fungi, Ascomycota, Sordariomycetes, Xylariales, Hypoxylaceae. The coding region runs from base 1 to 2823 and encodes 940 amino acids. The transcript is spliced from 3 exons. Gene Ontology annotation, cellular component: cytosol. The record is from RefSeq and is a predicted model, not a curated record.